AUGUUAUUACUGCGGAUUGGAGUGCUACUACUCGUGUUAGUAGUAGUUGCUCAAUGUGAAAAAGGAGAUCCGUAUGAAGUACUCGGAAUCGGAAGAAGAGCAACACCAAAAGAGAUAAAGAGUGCGUAUAAGAAUCUGGCGAAAGAAUGGCAUCCGGAUAAACGAAAAGAUGAUGCAGCUUCUACUCGUUUCAUGGAGAUUGCGGAAGCUUACGAAGUUCUUUCGGAUCCUGUCAGAAAAGAACGAUACGAUAAAUUCGGAACUUUCGAUGAUGUCAAACAGUUCGAAGAUAACGCUGAACGAGCCAGAUCAUUUUACGGAUUUGGCGGAUUCAGUGGAUUUGGAGGAUUCGGUUUCGAUGAGAGUGUGUUCGAGUACAAAUAUAGAAUGUCUUAUCAGCAAUAUCAGUUCAAAAUUCUGGAGCAGUCGAACACAAAACCAUACAUUGUAUAUAUUUAUUCUAAUUAUUGUCAAAUGUGCUAUCGAUUCCAUCCACAAUGGAAACGAGUUAUUGCUGAUCUGGAACCACUUGGAUAUGGAAUCGUGACAGUGAAUGGAAAUAGGGAACAGAAUUUGAUGGAGAAAAUGAGGAUAUCUCAUGUUCCUGCAUUGGUUGCAAUUGUUGAAGGACGAAUUAUUCCAAUGCGCGUUGACCAAAGCUUCAGUGAUAGAUCAAUCGUCGCUUUUGCCCAAAAAGUUAUUCCCAGCUAUUUCAUGACAAAAAUCAACAGUGGAAUAAUGUUGUCUCGAUUUGUUGAACAAUGGAAGACAAGUAACAAAAUCUCUGUGGUCAUCUUCGGAGCAGCUGUCAAUCCUCGAAUUCGUUAUCUCCUCGCAGCAAUGAAAUACUCCCAAUUUGCUCGAUUCGCAUAUGUUUCACUUGCGGAUCCAUCAGAUGCAGUCCGGAUAUUAAAAGAAUCAGUUGAUAUCAAGUGUGUUCAAUGUGAAAACAUUUUGAUAUAUGGAGAUAUGGAACAUGAAGACGCAGUUGAUAGAUUAUCAAUCAGCGAAGCAAAGAAGUUGACAAUGGAGGCACUGGAAGAGUUCAUUGAGAAGAACAAGUUACUAACGUUACCAAGAAUAUCUUCACAAGUCAUGUUGGAUGAAAUCUGUCCAGUAUCUUCCCGCUCCCCACGUCAUCUUUGCGUCAUUCUUCCAGUCACAUCUCAUAGUUCUGAAUCUGAGCAUGUUGAUGCUUUCAGAAGAUACGUAAGAGAUACUCAAUCAAUGUGGAAAGGAAAGAAGGUCAACUUUGCUUACAUGUAUGUAGAUAAACAGAAGGAUUGGAUGAGGCCAUUUGCUGAGAAACGAAAGGGAGAGCUGAAAAAUGAAGGAAGAGAUUUGUUGAUAUUCUGGAGACUUGAAUACAAAAAGGCAAGGUUCACUUGGCUUGAAGGAGCAUGGACUGGGCAUAAAGAAACUGAUGAUUUGAUUAUGAAUGUUGUGGAACAAAGAAAACGAUUGGACGAGACAUGUACUGUUGGAAAUAUCAGUGAUGAAUACGGUCUUUCAAUAUUCACAAAGUUUAGUCGUACUUUCUGGAGGAUGUGGGAAGUCAUUUGGUUCCAUGUUUCAAAUGAAGAAACAUACAUGUUCCUCUCUGCUGUUGGUACUCUAUUCAUGAUCAUGUCAAUUGGUUGGCUGUUCAGUUACUUCAGUGAGAAACCAUCUGACAUCAAAAAACGAAAACCGAAAGCUAAUGAUGUAGCUGAUUUGACUGGUGAUCCAACAACAACAAAUGAUUGGCAUCCAGAUGAUCCGAAUACAAAAAAGAAGGAAAGUGAAAGCUCGAAACAGCUGUCAAGUGGAAAAUCUAAAUGGUCUGUCAUCAUGAAACCACUGAUUCAUGAAUUACGAGCAGAGACAUAUUUUGGAAUGAUUCGACUUCUGAAACCAGGAUGUAGAUCAAUGAUUCUUUUGGUGGACGAAGAAAAUAAGGAUGCAUUGAUCAACAAAUUCUCACAAUAUGUGUAUCCUCUCAGAAACAAUAAAACAUUCUCCUUCGGAUUCCUUGUGGUACCGAAAAACUUGGAUUGGUUCCGUAAACUGUUGGAACACACGUUGCCAACUGAUGGAAAACCAACGCCAGAACCAGAUGUUAGUCAAUCGAUGUACAAACGACUGAAACUGAUAAAUCAUCGUCAUACAAUUGGAACAGUUUUAACACUGUGUGGAUGGAAACUGUAUUUCUCCAUCUACCAUCCAAAACAUGUUGAAUUGAGCCGUCGUAACUUCAUUGACACAGAUGAAGAGCCUAGCAGUGAUGACGAAGCAUCGUAUCGAAGUGAUGAAUAUGCAUCAAUGGGAGAAAAGAAGAAAUUACACAGAAGCUCAUCUCAACGAGGAGUGAAUGUUGAGAAUGUGUUAGAUGGAUUCCCUAAUUGGAUGGAUCGCUUGCUGGAAGGAUCUAUCAGAAGAUAUUAUAUUCCCGAGUGGCCGGAUAAUCUCAAGUAA
Messenger RNA from Caenorhabditis remanei, 2454 nucleotides. RefSeq lists its product as uncharacterized. The transcript has 7 exons. Bases 1 to 2454 code for a protein of 817 amino acids. Gene Ontology annotation, cellular component: cytosol; nascent polypeptide-associated complex. The record is from RefSeq and is a predicted model, not a curated record. Lineage: Eukaryota; Metazoa; Nematoda; Chromadorea; Rhabditida; Rhabditidae.